Molecule: messenger RNA, 576 nt
Organism: Penicillium oxalicum
Lineage: Eukaryota; Fungi; Ascomycota; Eurotiomycetes; Eurotiales; Aspergillaceae
Gene: hel10
Product: putative high expression lethality protein Hel10
Exons: 2
Coding region: 1-576 (191 amino acids)
Cellular component (GO): outer membrane
Source: RefSeq, a predicted model, not a curated record
AUGUCUGGCUACGGUGACUACAAUCAAGGCUACAACCAAGGCUACAACCAGGGCGGUUACGGCCAACAGGGCCAAGGCUAUGGCCAGCAGGGCUAUCCCCAGCAGGGCUACCAACAGGGUGGCUACGGACAAGAGUACGGACAACAGCAGCAGCCCAACUACCGCCAGGGUCAGCCUGCCUCCAACGACUACUAUAACUCCGGCUCUCAACAGCAAUACGGUGGCCAGCAAGGUUACGGUCAGCCUCAGCACCAGUACGGUGAGCAGCAGGGCUAUGGCCAAGACCAGCACCGCGCUGGUUAUGACCAGCAACAAGCCCCAGGCGCAGAGGGCGAGCGUGGUCUCGCCGGUGCACUUGCCGGUGGUGCCGCAGGUGGAUUUGCAGGCCACAAGGCCAACCACGGUAUUCUUGGCACAAUCGGUGGAGCCAUCAUUGGCAGCAUCGCCGAAGAUGCCAUGAAGAAGCACAAGCGUGAUGCCAGCCCCGCCAACCAGGGAGGUCCUUAUGGCCCUCCUCAGUCUCAGCACGGCGGUGGCGGUAUGAUGGACCAGCUCGGCAGCUUCUUCAAGAAGUAA